Dreissena polymorpha is the source of this 3164-nucleotide messenger RNA. RefSeq names its product heat shock 70 kDa protein cognate 4-like. Lineage: Eukaryota; Metazoa; Mollusca; Bivalvia; Myida; Dreissenidae. Gene Ontology annotation, cellular component: cytosol; cytoplasm; plasma membrane. The record is from RefSeq and is a predicted model, not a curated record. Gene Ontology annotation, biological process: cellular response to unfolded protein; protein refolding; vesicle-mediated transport. The transcript has 8 exons. Gene Ontology annotation, molecular function: misfolded protein binding; ATP-dependent protein folding chaperone; ATP binding. The coding region runs from base 300 to 2153 and encodes 617 amino acids.
ACGAAAGUUUUUUUUUGUAAAAUAUAAACUUGUGUUUGUGUGCAUUCCAUUCGUUUGAUUUACAAAACACUGUUUUGACAAAUUAUACACGAACAUCUAACCUCAGGUGGAAUAUGAUACACAGGAUAUCUUUCGAUAGCGAUAAGCGACCUCUAUCAUAAAAAUACCACGGUGUGAAUGUCUGAUAAAAUUUAUCAUUUGCCUAGAAAUCGAUGUUUUUGCGUCAAAACAACACUGGUACACGCAAGUAGUAGAAGGUAUUUGUUAAUAGGCGACCAUAAAGGGAUAAGCGAUGAAACAUGGCAAAUUCCCCAGCCAUUGGUAUUGAUCUGGGCACAUCUUUUUCUUGUGUGGGCGUGCUCCAUCAUGGCCGAGUAGAAAUUAUUGAAAACGAUCAUGGUAACAGACUCACCCCCAGCUAUAUUGCCUUCACAGACACUGAAAGGCUCGUUGGAGAUGCAGCUAAAAACCAGGUUGCAAUAAAUCCAACCAACACCUUAUUUGACGUAAAGAGAUUGAUAGGAAGAAAAUUUGAAGAUCCAACUGUCCAAUCUGAUAUGAAGCACUGGCCAUUUGAAGUAGUAAGCGAUGAUGGCAAAGCUAAGCUGAGAGUCGAUUACAAGGGCGAAAAGAAGUAUUUUUUACCCGAAGAAAUUUCUUCUAUGGUUUUGAGCAAAAUGAAGGAAAUUGCAGAGGCUUUCCUUGGCAAGACUGUUACCGAUGCUGUGAUAACUGUACCCGCCUGGUUCAACAACUCUCAGAGACAGGCUACUAAAGAUGCUGGUACCAUUUCUGGCAUGAAUAUACUCCGUAUUAUCAAUGAGCCUACAGCAGCUGCCAUUGCCUAUGGGUGGGACAAAAAGGAUGGAGGUGAAAGAAAUGUGCUCAUCGUUGACUUUGGUGGUGGUACCUUCAAUGUGACCAUCGCUUCCAUUGACGACGGCGUUUUGAUAGUGAAGUCAACCGCUGGUGAUUCACAUUUGGGUGGUGAAGAUUUCGACAACCGAAUGGUGGAAUACUUCAUCCAUGAGUUCAAGAGAAAACAUAAGAAGGAUAUGAGAGACAACAAGCGUGCCGUACGUCGUCUCCGAACAGCUUGUGAGAAGGCAAAGAAAACGUUAUCCUCCAGUACACAGGCCAGCAUUGAGAUUGAUUCCCUGUAUGAUGGUAUUGAUUUCUUCACAAGUAUAACAAGAGCCAGAUUUGAAGAGUUGAAUGCCGAUCUCUUUCGACGCACACUGGAACCGGUUGAAAGGGCUUUACUUGAUGCCAACAUGGACGAGGUUGGUGUCCAGGACAUCGUCUUGGUUGGUGGCUCCUCCAGAAUUCCAAGAGUCCAGAAGCUCCUUCGGAACUUCUUUAAUGGACAGGAGCUCAAGCAAGGCAUCAACCCCGAUGAGGCUGUUGCCUAUGGUGCAGCGUUGCAGGCUGCCAUCCUUCAUGGGGACAGGUCUCAAGGAGUUCCUAACAUCCUUCUGGUGGAUGUUGCCCCAUUAUCCCUGGGUAUAGAGACCCCUGGAGGUGUGAUGACAUCGAUAAUAAAAAGAAAUAGCAUAAUUCCGAAAAGUUUGACGAAAACAUUUACAACAUACGAGGACAACCAGUCGAGUUUUCCCAUCCAUGUGUACGAAGGUGAGAGAGCCUUAACCAAGGACAACAACCUGCUUGGAAAGUUCGAACUGACCGGAAUCCCACCUGAACCCAAAGGUGUGCCCAAAAUUGAGGUGACCUUCGACAUUGAUGUCAACAGUAUUCUCAAAGUCACUGCUGCAGACCAGAGCACUGGCAAGAAGACCAAGAUCACCAUCACUAUAAAUCACAAGGGUCGACUAAGCAAGGAAGAGAUUGACCGAAUGGUGAAUGAUGCCGAGAAAUACAAGCAAGAGGACGAACAACAGAAGAAGCGCAUGACAGCAAAGAAUCAGUUGGAGAGCUACUCGUUCAACAUGAUGACCACCAGCAUAAGGGAUGAGAAUAUAAAGGGGAAGAUCAGCGAGGAGGACAAGAAGACCAUCUUGGACAACUGUAACGCGAUCAUUGCUUGGGUGGACAGCAACCAGCUGGCUAAGAUGGAGGAGUAUGAACACAAACAGAAGGAGUUGGAAGGCGUGUGCAACCCGAUAAUCACCAAGCUCUACCAAAGGUGCAUUUGAUUAAAAUAGUAUUAGGUGCACGUAAAAUUUGUAAUUAAUUAUGGGUUAAUUAUGCGAGUUGAAAUCACCUGAACCAGGUUAAAAUCAUGUAUGCUUUUCAUUGACCGGUUCAAUGCGGUGAUUCUAUUUUUAUUCAUUUCGUACUAUUAACAUUUUAUGUUCUGUUUUAAAGCAGGUGAUAAGGAAAUACAUUUCUCUCAUGUUAGAGUUUUGGAGUUUAAUGAUUUGCUUGGUAAGUUCUGUUACCAAUACGAUCUUACUUUUUUUCCUGUUGUAUUAACAUUUAGUGUUCUGUUUUAAAGCAGGUGAUAAGAAAAUAAAUUUCUCUCAUGAUAGAGAUUUGGAGUUUAAUGAUUUGCUUCGGUAAGUUCUGUUACCAAUACGGUCUUACUUUUUUUCCUGUAGCCUUUAAUUUUUGAAUCAAAAUCAACGUUAUUUAUCAAAUUUUAUACAUGUAAAUGAAGGUGGAAUAUUUGUUAAUGAUUUAUUGUUAAAUUAUGCAUAAGUCGUCUUAUUGAAAUCAUACUUCGUACAGAAAUAGAACGAUUAGUUCUGGCUUUUAGAACUUUAAAUGUCGCUUAAUUUGAUGACUUUGCACUUUGCGCAACAUACAAACAGGUCUAGUAAGUACUACAGAAUAGUUUAGCUAAAGUUUUCUUCUGUUAUAGAAAGACCAGUGUACAUUCUAACAGAAUGUUGUAAUGUCUUUUUAUUAUAUACCAUAGACAAAUCACACAAUUUUAGCUUUGAAUACAAUUAAAUCAUAUUUCAAAAUGGCAAAGGCUCCUGCUGGAAAGACCGCUUCUGAUCAACAACAGUGCACAUAAAGCUUGAAGUCGUAUCACCUGGUCCUUGCACAGCUUCUACGUGUUCAAUCAGAUUUGGUAGGGAAGUCACCGUGCAAAUACUAUAACUAAGUGGAAUUGUGCUUAAAUAUAUGCACCGAUUUACUUACAAACUCUGUGAAAAGAUUCUUUGAAUAAUGUGUAUUAAAAUCAUAUUUUGGCUCAA